AUGUCUAACAAACCCCGAGUGGAUGGGUCAGCCCCGACCCGCGGAAUCCUCCAGGUAUCCCCGAAGCUCACCCAAGCUGCCGACGAGGACAUGAUAUACUUUCAAUACGAAGUCAACAUGUCUAACAAACCCCGAGUGGAUGGGUCAGCCCCGACCCGCGGAAUCCUCCAGGUAUCCCCGAAGAAGCUCACCCAAGCUGCCGACGAGGACAUGAUAUACUUUCAAUACGAAGUCAACAUGUCUAACAAACCCCGAGUGGAUGGGUCAGCCCCGACCCGCGGAAUCCUCCAGGUAUCCCUGAAGAAGCUCACGGCAGAUCCAAUAGAUAUCGAGCUUUCUGCUCACUGUCGAAUUGUAGUGGAAGGACCUCCCAAGAUGAUGCUCAAUCGCUUUCCACUUCGCUCAACAUCUGGGGGCUCCCAGAGAGCAAAUAGCAUCGGUCCUGGACCACGAGUGCAGGGCUUGGCCCCACCCCGGGAUGGUAGACAUCGUGCUCGCUCACUGCUUGGGUCUGACGCGGGACUCUCGACCCACUCUGCUCCUGUUGUUCGCAGGCAGCCUACCAGCUCAGGCUCUCAAUCACAGUCUUUGAAUCCUCUUCCAGAUGCCUCAAUUGUUCUGACCGGUCCUUCACGCCCAGGUUCUCCAAGUGGAUCGUCUGAUCUCAAUGCGCCUAUUAGCGCAGGCGUUCGGCGUCGGAGGGAUUCCAGCACCAAUGCAGCCUGUCUCACUCCAAGACGCACCAAGCGACUCAAAACAUAUGCACAACAGCUUGCUACUGAACGUGGAAUACCUUUGAAGAAGUUGCUGGCAUUUAUCGAGAAUGGUGAUUUGUUCGUCAUGCUUCUAGAAUUAAGGGCUGGUCAGCUUGAACGAGAAGAAGGGAUCGAAAUAAAUACUUUACAAGAACUCGAGAAACUACUGACUUCUAAGGAUUUCGAGAGUGCACUGAAGAGCCGCCUUACCGCAUGUAUGCUAUCUCCAAACCUGACUGCUUAUAUCACUGAUACGCAUCAACAUGUGAUGGAGUUUAUCCAAGCGCACAAUGAUCUUUUCAAGAUCGCUGAGGGACUCUUUGAAGACGCUGAGUUGCGCUCACAACUCGGCAGAUUGGUCACACGGCUUUUGUCAACCAUCCGUGGCCAAAUCAAAAGCACACUUACCAUGUCAGUCAGCAAGAGAUUGAGUAUCAUGGAUGCCCUCAAACCGCUUAUACAUAGUGGCAUGGAGGUUGACUCCUCGCAUUGGACUAGAUUUGCAUUUUUGCGCCGUUGUCUUCGCAUCUUCCUGAUCGGUGUUUGUGAUCAUGAAAAGCUCACCCUCAAGGAAGCCUUCUCCCCCUACCUCAUCCCCUCGCUCCAUCAAGAUCUUGUAGAGCAUAUUGAGAAAACGCUCAAUGUUGAUAUGGUUCAGUUGGCGGAUGAAUUUUCGGAGUAUCACCCAGGCCAGGGAUCUGCGGAUCAAGAAGAACGCUCUGGUGCCUAUGAAAGCCUCAACGAUCCUACCAGCCAUGAUGCGAGCUCCACCGCAGCGGCAGUCACCAACAAUCUGGUUGACGAAGAGGACCGCCAGGCUGAUCCAACUGCAAUCGAAGGUCCCUUUACAGAUGCGGAUGUGAAUGAAAUCCCUGACGAGUCUUUUGGUACUCCUGAUUGUGCGACAUCUGGCUUUGGACUCGACGGUGGCUUCAAAAAAUGGAACAAACAAAAAUUUUGGAACUAUGUUGAUGCAAUGCUGGAGCAGCUUCGCAAAAGUGCGCGUGAGCAAUCAGGAGGUCAGACUGCUGGGUAUGAAGAUGCGUACCGCAAGGCAAUGGUCGAGUUUCUCCAGCUCGACCUGCAGGAGUUCCCUGGUCGCUGCAAGGCUCUAUCUCUUGUGAAAGGUUCACAGCCUGUAUGGCAGGAAACAAUUCAGAAAAAGUUGUUAUGGUAA
This is a messenger RNA of Suillus fuscotomentosus, 1932 nucleotides long. RefSeq lists its product as uncharacterized. Bases 1 to 1932 code for a protein of 643 amino acids. The record is from RefSeq and is a predicted model, not a curated record. NCBI's taxonomy places the organism in Eukaryota, Fungi, Basidiomycota, Agaricomycetes, Boletales, Suillaceae. The transcript has 10 exons.